Frieseomelitta varia is the source of this 2249-nucleotide messenger RNA. RefSeq names its product gustatory receptor for sugar taste 64f-like. NCBI's taxonomy places the organism in Eukaryota, Metazoa, Arthropoda, Insecta, Hymenoptera, Apidae. Gene Ontology annotation, biological process: sensory perception of sweet taste; detection of chemical stimulus involved in sensory perception of taste. The record is from RefSeq and is a predicted model, not a curated record. The transcript has 14 exons. Gene Ontology annotation, molecular function: sweet taste receptor activity. Bases 504 to 1967 code for a protein of 487 amino acids. Gene Ontology annotation, cellular component: membrane.
AAAACUAUGAGGACGUGUAGCUCGUGCCGCGGGCUCGUACAUCUUUCAGUUCAUUUCCUGACACGUUCUACACAACGAAGGAAGCCAACGUUUGUCACGUGACACCGCCGCGUUUGCAAUCCUUCGCUUUUAAUUUCACCGCUAUUUUCUGAUUGUCGCAUCAUUUCGAUUGUACCGAGGUAUCGUAAUCGGUUAGUCCGCUCUUCGAACUUUGCCGGCCGCGCGUUGCAAUGUAACGAGACGUGCUUACGCGUUUUCGAGGUGUUUCGCUUUGCGCGACUCUUUUUUCCUUUUCGGCGGUUCUUUUAGCCGUGCUUUUUCUAACUUAUUCACUAUUAUCGCGGUUUGAAUUGCACGAUUGUUUCGUUGAAGAUACGCUGCAUAUGUUUAAAAUGAUAUUUAUCGUUCGUUAACUAUCGUACACGUGGAUAUUUUUGUUUAUCGUGGAUCGGUGAUAUAUGUUGCGUGAAAUGUACGUUCGUUGACGAAAUGAUGUGAAUAAAAUGGCGACUAACGAUAGUACAGGGAAGAAAUUUAACAGGAUGCGGCCGCUGAACUUGGCAACUAUAAAAUAUCCGAACGCAUUGCUGGUCAAUGUUAGGUCACCGAAGAGCAGCUCGCAGUUCGGCAAGCUCGACAACCUGAAGACGGAAAUGGAUACUAUCGGAAUGUCGGAGCCAGUAACGUCCUCCGUCAGUGCGUUCGAUCCAAACGCUGACAGCUUGCACGCGUCGAUGAGGCCGAUCAUUAUGCUGGCGCAAUGUUUCUCCCUGUUUCCGGUUUCUGGCGUUAAUUCUCCCGACGCGUCGUAUCUCAGGUUCACUUGGCGCAGCCCAAAAUUUAUAUACUGCGUAAUUUCGAUCGUUGGUUCGUCGAUGAUGACCGUAUUUAACAUUUUGAGGAUAGUUACAAACGAAAUAAAUUCCACGAAAAUGACCACGCUUGUAUUCAAUGGAACGAACUUGAUUGCAACCUUCCUGUUCCUGAGAUUGGCCGUACAAUGGCCGUGCUUGAUGGUAACUUGGGAGAAGCUCGAGAAAGAGCUUUCGUACAGGCAUAGGAAAAUUUCGAAGACCAGCCUGGCCGCGAAAUUCAAGAUUGUAACGACAGUAGUAAUGAUGUUUGCAUUGGUCGAACAUAGUUUGUCGAUAGCCCAGGGCUACAUCAAGGCUAAAGAAUGCGCUACGUUUCAAGAAGAUCCGAACAUCUUUGGUGUGUAUUUCCAGAUGCAAUUUCCACAGAUAUUCUCUAGAAUAUCGUAUAGUUUAUGGAAAGGAAUAUUGGUGGACCUCAUUAACAUUCUCAGUACCUUCUCGUGGAAUUUCGUCGACUUGUUCCUUAUUCUUAUCAGCAUCGCUUUGACAGCUCAAUUUCGGCAAUUAAAUAGCCGCUUGAAUUCCAUAAGAGGCAAGGCAAUGCCGGAAUGGUGGUGGGCCGAGGCGAGGAGCGACUACAAUCACUUGGCAACAUUGACGAGGCAACUAGACUCCCGUAUCUCCAUUAUGGUUCUUCUAUCUUUCGCCACCGAUCUGUAUUUCAUCUGCAUACAGCUACUUUUCUCCUUCAAUUCCAACCCUUCUGUGCUCUCGUUCCAUAAAAUCCCCAUGCGGAACGCUAUCGAGAAAAUCUACUUCUGCUUCUCCUUUGGAUUCCUGCUGGCGAGAACGACGAUGGUCUCUCUGUUUGCUGCGACGAUUCACGACGAGUCGUUGCUUCCGGCUCCGAUUUUGUACAGCGUUUCCGCAAACAGUUUCUGCACAGAAGUAAUGAGGUUCCUGGCGCAAGUAACAACGGACAACAUUUGCUUGACGGGCAUGAAAUUCUUUUCAGUGACUAGAAGCCUUGUAUUAACCGUAGCAGGGACCAUAGUCACGUACGAAUUGGUCCUGGUCCAGUUCAACGCAACCCAGCAAAAUAAUUCGAGCAACAGCACAAUCUUUUGCGAGGGAUUUUCUUCUCUGUUGUAGAUCGACGGAUAGCGAUCUUUCUUAUGUCAGAAGAGAAGCUACGCCAGAUAUUUUCUGUGGCCAGUGCCGAUGGAAAUGCCUGGACAGAUUUUGUGUCAUUGCAUAGUAGUUAUUUAUGCGGAAUUUUAUGCGCUCGUAGGAAAUUUCAAGACGCACAAAGAACGUACACAGCAUGGAAAAAUAUUAUACAAAGUAUCGAAAAUAGAGUAUACUUGUCACAAUAUCUAGUAGUAGUGGAGUAAAAUUUUUGCUUAGACCACGUUUCUUUAUCUGCGCUCAUGG